CUCAGCCUCCAUGAAGCUCCUGCUACUCUGAUACGGAGACUUGCAGCCUGUUGUCUUGUCUUGCUUGUCCCUACUUCAUCCUCAUCCUCAUCCUCAUCCUCAUCCUCAUCCUCAUCCUCAGCAUCCCGUCGCUCUCAUUCUGUCCUCCUUCCCAUGUGUUCUUCGCUGAAUUAGAGCUUGUUCCUGUCUCUAUCAUCUUCUCAUCUUUACUUGGGGACUACGUAUGGAAUGCGUCCCAUCACUCUCUUGCCAACGAGAGCACUUUCAACCCUCGGAGCACAUGCUGCCGUCAUUAUUCCUGCUAGAAUGGCGUCUAAACGGUUUCCCGGCAAACCGCUUGCGUUGAUAGGAGGGAAACCGCUUGUUCAGAGGACACUGGAGAGAGUGAAGAGGGCUAGACAUGUUGAUGAAGUGUUUGUUGCCACCGACGAUCAGCGGAUUGCAAAUUUGAUUGAAGGGAUAGGUGCAAAAUGUAUCAUGACAAGCCAUGAGUGUGAGUCGGGGACUGAGAGAGUCAGGGAAGCUUCGCAGCAGCUGAGCGCGGAGUUUGACAUCAUCGUGAAUGUUCAGGGAGAUGAACCUCUGAUCGACCCCGCUCAUGUAGACAAACUAAUCACGCACAUGAAGAAAAACCAAGCAGACCUAGUCUCCACGUUGGCUUGUCCCAUACGCAGCAUGAAAGAUUUCAAGAGUCCAAAUGUUGUGAAAGUGGUGUUCGGGUUGCAAAAUCAAGCUCUGUACUUCAGCCGAUCCCCCAUCCCUUACUUGCCUUCAGAUUUCAAAGGGCCCGACGAGGAAAAGAGUCAAGAAAAUGCAAGCGAUCAGCAUCGCCCGUUCAAGCACCUAGGCAUCUAUGCAUUCAGGAGGAACUUUCUCGAGCUUU
Molecule: messenger RNA, 883 nt
Organism: Guillardia theta CCMP2712
Lineage: Eukaryota; Cryptophyceae; Pyrenomonadales; Geminigeraceae
Exons: 10
Cellular component (GO): cytosol
Molecular function (GO): 3-deoxy-manno-octulosonate cytidylyltransferase activity
Source: RefSeq, a predicted model, not a curated record